AUGGGCAAGGCAAAACAAUUGACAGAGGCCAUCAAGGUGAAAAUCAUCACUUUGUCAGGCCACACCUCAAUGACCCAGCAAGAGAUUGCAAGAGAAUGUGGUUUAUCCCAGCAGGCAGUGGAUUCAAAGUUCCUCAAGAAUUUGAGGUUUGCGAAGAAACACAACCUCUCAAAAACCAAGCAGCUGAAAAGGGCAAAAUUGAAUGCUGCAGAAGAGAAGCCUCCUGCACCCAUGAAGCUUUGAGAUGUUGCA
This is a messenger RNA of Darwinula stevensoni, 252 nucleotides long. Lineage: Eukaryota; Metazoa; Arthropoda; Ostracoda; Podocopida; Darwinulidae. The record is from the annotation of a GenBank genome assembly.